AUGACCACGACAAUCACCGAAAAGUUGCAGGACGAACCUCGUGGCAGUAUUGCCGGUCAUGAGAAGAAUGACUGUCAAUCCGAUGCCCCUACGCUACAUGAGCCGGAGCAAGAUGGUGUUGACAAGACACCUGGAGAUGAUACGCCAAAAGAUGAAGAACAGGAGUGGGUUGGUGGAUGGAAGCUCGCGAGUCUGAUGAUUUCCAUUACUCUUGCUGCUUUCCUGAUGCUCUUGGAUAUGUCUAUCAUUGUCACUGCAAUCCCUCAAAUCACGUCUGAUUUCCACUCGCUACAAGACAUUGGAUGGUAUGGUAGUUCAUACAAUCUUGCAAGUGCUGCUCUACAACCCCUUUCUGGUAAACUAUACACAUACUUCAAGACAAGAUGGCUCUUCCUGGGUUUCCUGUUUCUCUUCGAGCUAGGCUGUCUUAUUUGCGGCGUCGCUCAAAACUCCAUCACGUUGAUCAUGGGUCGAACCAUUGCCGGCAUUGGCAGCUCGGGAAUCCAAAACGGAGCGCUCACCAUGAUUGCGUUCUCGGUCCCUCUGCACAAACGCCCUGCUUUGGUUGGUAUACUCAUGGCUGGUGCUCAACUUGGCUUGGUUAUUGGACCUUUGCUCGGUGGAGCGUUUACUGAGUACGCAACUUGGCGAUGGUGCUUCUACAUCAACCUUCCUAUCGGCGCCGUCUGCACUGCCCUCAUCUUGGUCGUCCAUGUCCCCGAUCGUCGAGUCCGAACCACCGAUACCGCCCGCCAGAUCAUCACCUCCAAGCUCGAUCUCACCGGCUUCGUCCUCUUCGCCCCUUUUACCGUCAUGUUCCUGCUCGCCCUCCAGUGGGGAGGUAUCGACUACGCCUGGGACUCUGCCACCAUAAUUGGACUGUUUUGCGGUGGUGGUGCUCUCUUCGCCAUCUUCAUGUAUUGGGAGUACCGUGUUGGCAAUGGCGCCAUGAUCCCUAUCCCCGUCAUUCGAACAAGGCAGGUCUGGACUGCGUGUCUGACACAGCUGUUUCUCUUCUCUACCAUUCUUGUGGCUUCUUACUACAUUCCCAUAUACUUCCAAUCCAUCAAGGAGGCUACACCAUUCGAGAGUGGUGUCGAUAUGCUUCCCAGUAUCCUUAGCCAGCUGGCGGCUGCUAUCUCGAGUGGUUUUCUUGGUGAUGCAGUACUCUCCGCUGUCGCCAAUGGACUGUUCAGCACCAUGGGCCCCCAUACUCGAACCGUCACUUGGGCCGGUUACCAGAUCCUGGCUGGUUUCGGUCGCGGGCUGGGCAUGCAGAUGUCCAUCAUCGCAGUGCAAGCCCACACGAGCCCCGAGAUGACCUCAGUCGCGACCGCCGUGCUCGUCUUUUCGCAAACUUUCGGUGGCGCCAUCUUUGUCUCUAUCGCCAACGUCAUCUUCAACAACAAGCUCCACGAUGAGCUCGUCUCACGACUUCCAAACCUCGACGUGGAUAAGAUCAUUGAUGCGGGUGCCUCUGGUGCUUUGAUGUCUUACUCCAAGGCUGUGAACGCAACCUUUUACCUCGCUGUGGCAGCGUCUUUCAACAUCACGCAAACAUCAUAUUCUUCCAUCUCAUCUACCCGGCUAUUUGGAUAUUUUUCUCGUUCACCGCUAGAAGUUGCUACCAUGAACCGACCAAACAGACCUCGCAACCGCCAACCUCGCCCACCCCGGCAAAACCAGAACCAGAACAGGCAGGGUCAGAACAAUCAGCGAGGGUCAUCAUCUCGGGCGCCAGCAACACCACAGCAAGCAGCCGGCACAGUCCCAACUGUCCAGCAAGUUGUCCCCGGCGCAUCCGUAUUCAUCAUUUUGAAAGAGGACCAACCGACAGGCGAAGAGACACAAGGCAUAGUACAGGACAUCCUCACGAGAGGCAAUCACCCACGGGGCAUAAAAGUACGUCUGCGCGACGGCCAAGUGGGCAGAGUGCAGCGGAUGGGCAAUAAUUCAGCCGCAGCAGAAGAUACUGGAGCAAAGGCAACGCCGUCUUCAAGGUUCACGAUGCGGUAUACCGAUGUGCGGAGGGAUGACGAGUUUGCGUCGGAGCCGCCGCCGAGAAGCUUGGCGGAUUUCAUGCCAGACUUGGAUGAGAGGCUAGGGACUGCGCCCAGUGGUGUCGAGGCUGUCAAGUGUCCGUUUUGUGAGGACUUUGAGGGGGAUGAGACAGCUGUUACGGUUCAUAUCGACCGUGAACAUUUGUCAUGA
This is a messenger RNA of Fusarium vanettenii 77-13-4, 2211 nucleotides long. RefSeq lists its product as uncharacterized. The transcript has 8 exons. The record is from RefSeq and is a predicted model, not a curated record. Gene Ontology annotation, molecular function: transmembrane transporter activity. Bases 1 to 2211 code for a protein of 736 amino acids. Gene Ontology annotation, biological process: transmembrane transport. Lineage: Eukaryota; Fungi; Ascomycota; Sordariomycetes; Hypocreales; Nectriaceae.